UGAGCACUCAUCCUGAACAGAUGAGAACAUCUACCAAGACCGUGCAUCACACAUCCGUAGCCAGUUUGGCUCAAGUCAUCCUGGUCAAGGCACAAGGGCUAGCUAGUGCAAGACGCGUGCUUGCCGGCUGGCCACCACUCUGACAGCACAUGUCCGUGCUCAUGGCGACGUUUCAGGAUGGCGAGGCUGCCUUCGCCAACCCGAUCAAGAGCAAGACGGCGCUCCCCAACUCCCCGGGAGAAAACUCGUUCCCUACGCGGUGCCCGUCGUCGGAGCUGUUGACCUUCGAUCGGUGCGAUCACGACCACGACCACGACACCACCGCGCCGCAGAAGGGCGGCGACGAGCUGGAGCUCCUCGAGCAGGUAUUCCUCGAGCCAGUCAUGUACCUCCCCAGGAGGUGGCCCGCGAUGGCAGCGCAGAAGGAGGCCCCCCUCCGGCGUCUCCGGUCCGAGGCGUACUGGGAGCAGCAGACCACGCUCGGCCAGCGGACGAGAUGCACGCCCUGGGGGACGGGCGUCAGGCAGCGCAGCGCGACCUCCGAGGAGGACUUCCCCGGCACGGCGGCGGCCGCGGUGCCCGCGCUGGAGGCUGCCGCGGGCGGUGGCGAGGGCGCCGCGGAGGGCGGCGCGGCCGAGGGCGCCGCGUGCUGGGCGGGCGCCAUCUCCCGGGUGCUGCGCCGCAGGGUGCGCGGGCCGGCGCCGAGGCCCCGAGCGCCCGCGGCCGCCCCCCCGCCGUCGCGCGGCCGCUCGUGCAGCGUCGCCGCGGUUUUGCGCCAUGCAGGGGGCCCCCUGUGAUCGCUCGUGCCGUGUGCCUGGGCCUGGUCGCGGACCGAGCGACCACGGCAGCGGGGUUCUGUGAGCUGCCUUGAGGGUCAGCAGCAUGCCUGGUUUUUUUUAGAGUGCCCGGUCUCGAGCAGAGUGGCUACGGUGAUCAGCGGCGUGAGCAGUUUCCUCCAGGGUCAGCAGCGGCUCGCAUCUGUGAGUGCUCCGGCCUACAUGGAACGAUUUGGCGAUCGAAACGCCGCCGAUGCUGAAGCAUGGCGCUCCUUCACACCCGUUUUUCAAUGUCUGCUCGUGGCUUAGCAGAGCUGGCUUGUAUUUUCCACAAGUUGACCCGCUCCUUUAAUUGUGGAGGCUGGGGGCCGUAAUUAAGGGCCAAAGAAGCACGUAUUCAGCUUGGUCCAUGGAGACGUGCAUAUGUUGGAACGCGGUGCGCAGCAGGAGGUUGGGGGGGAGGAUGUGGUGGUGCUGGUGUCGGGACAGAACCAACCACGCGCGUUCGCCAUGCAUCGGUCUCGCGAGUGCAUUGCGUAUCUGGAGGCAGUGUAGUCCCAUCUGUCUUUAUCGGCCGCUCUGCGUAAAGACCAUGCGCAGGCAACAUUACGCGAAUUUUUUAAUCGCAUAACAACUUUAUCAUGUGCGGUGUGAAGAGGCCCUUCACAUAUACCAUCUGCUAUCGCAUCGCUGCUUGGCUACUGCCCCCAGGAGCUUUCUUUUACGCGCUGCCCACGCCAUGCGCUUCUCUAAAGAAGCCGCCACGGGACACGGCGCCGGCCUGCUAGUCGCAUGACUUUGGGACGUUUUUAGGAGCGGCAUCCUCACGAUGACGCCUGCACCCCACGAUAUGGUUGUCGGUGCGCCGCCGUCCCUUCCCGUGAGCAAACAAAACACACAAGGCAUUGCAUGCCUGAGGAGCUGCACCCUUCGCUGGCAAUGCCUGGAGGGUGUCGUCGGCAAUGCGCCGCGUCACAGGGAGCUCCGGUCCUCAAGUGUCCGCGCUCCGUGCCGGAGAGGGAGGGCGAAGAGGGCGAGGAUGAGGAGGGCGGAUCGGAUCUCGACGGCGUCGGUG
Messenger RNA from Prorocentrum cordatum, 1851 nucleotides. The record is from the annotation of a GenBank genome assembly. Lineage: Eukaryota; Dinophyceae; Prorocentrales; Prorocentraceae.